Mucor velutinosus is the source of this 3330-nucleotide messenger RNA. RefSeq lists its product as uncharacterized. The record is from RefSeq and is a predicted model, not a curated record. Gene Ontology annotation, biological process: nuclear-transcribed mRNA catabolic process, nonsense-mediated decay. Lineage: Eukaryota; Fungi; Mucoromycota; Mucoromycetes; Mucorales; Mucoraceae. Gene Ontology annotation, molecular function: ATP binding; RNA binding; zinc ion binding. The transcript is spliced from 5 exons. Gene Ontology annotation, cellular component: cytoplasm. The coding region runs from base 1 to 3330 and encodes 1109 amino acids.
AUGGAUCACUUUGAGGGAGCAUCGCAAGAUGAUUUUACCUUCUUGGAAUAUUCAGCUGAUACGCAAUCAUCGCAGUACGAGUAUAGCGAUUUUACGCAGACACCACGAGAUCAUUUGCAACAACAACGACACCAACAUGAUAUGGACGCAGCUGCUUCAGACUUGAGCUCACUCCACUUGAAUGAAAACGACGAAGAUGAAAACGCACAAGCCAACGGUACGACCUCGUUUGUCAAUGAUUUCCAGUUUGAAGACACAGAUGAUUUUGGAGAUUUGGCUGUUCAAGCGCAAGACAAGGAUUUGCCAGCCCAUGCUUGUAAAUACUGCGGUAUCCAUUCGCCUGCUUCUGUUGUCAAGUGUGUUACUUGUGAUAGAUGGUUCUGUAACUCCAGAGGCAACACGUCUGGGUCUCAUAUCAUCAAUCAUCUUGUACGUGCUAAACACAAGGAAGUGUCUCUUCAUCCAGAAUCUCCUUUGGGUGAUACAGUGUUGGAAUGUUAUAAUUGCGGGUGUCGUAAUGUCUUCUUGUUAGGCUUUAUACCUGCAAAGAGUGAUACUGUGGUUGUAUUGAUUUGCAGACAACCUUGUGCUGCUGUGCCUUCCUCCAAGGACAUGAAUUGGGAUACAACACAGUGGAUGCCAUUGAUUGAUGAUAGAUGCUUUUUAACGUGGUUGGUAAAAAUCCCCUCUGAUCAAGAGCAACUUCGUGCUCGUCAGAUUUCAUCAACACAAAUCAACAAAUUGGAAGAGUUGUGGAAGGAUAAUGGAGAAGCCACUUUGGAGGAUCUGGAGAAACCUGGUGUCGAUGAUGAACCACAUCCAGUGUUAUUGAGAUAUGAAGAUGCUUAUCAGUAUCAAAACAUCUUUGGUCCUUUGGUCAUGAUGGAAGCUGACUAUGAUAAAAAGUUAAAGGAAUCUCAGACUUGCGAUGAUAUUGUUGUGCGUUGGGAUGUAGGUCUUAAUCAAAAGAACAUUGCUUGGUUCUAUUUUCCAAAGCUCGAAUUGGGUGAAAUUAAGCUAGCAGUGGGCGAUGAGCUUUGUCUACGCUAUCGUGGAGAGUUGCAUGACGCAUGGCAAGCCGCUGGUCAUGUCAUUAAGAUUCCCAACAAUGUCAGUGAUGAAGUUGCGUUGGAAUUGACUCGUGCUGGAAGAGCUCCCACUGACUGCACGCACAAUUUCUCGGUGGAUUUCGUGUGGAAAUCGACAUCGUUUGAUCGUAUGCAAUCUGCCAUGAAGACAUUUGCUGUGGAUGAGACGAGUGUGAGCGGCUACAUCUACCAUCGUCUUUUGGGACAUGAUGUUGAACCUCAAGUACUCAAGACACAGAUGCCAAAGAGAUUCUCUGCUCCCUUUUUGCCUGAACUCAAUCAUUCUCAAGUCUACGCUGUCAAGUCCGUGCUUCAAAAGCCUUUGAGUUUGAUCCAGGGCCCCCCAGGUACUGGCAAGACUGUCACCUCUGCUUCCAUUGUGUACCAUUUAGCCAAGAUGAAUCCUGGCCAAGUCCUAGUGUGUGCACCCUCCAAUGUAGCCGUUGAUCAGCUCGCCGAAAAAAUCCAUCAAACGGGUCUCAAGGUCGUCCGUAUCACUGCCAAAUCUCGAGAAGAAUUGGACUCACCCGUGUCCUUCUUGACACUCCAUGAACAAGUGCAAAACAACGACACCAACGUAGAGCUGCAAAAGCUGAUUCAUCUGAAACGAGAUCAAGGCGAAUUGAGCGCCUACGACGAAAAAAAAUACAAAUCACUCAAGCGAGCCUGUGAAAAGGAGAUUUUGCAAAACGCAGAUGUCAUUUGCUGUACUAGUGUCGGUGCAGGCGAUCCUCGUGUUGCCAAGCUGAGAUUCCGUACUGUGCUGAUUGAUGAGGCCACGCAAGCAUCAGAGCCCGAGUGCAUGAUUCCCUUGGUGUUGGGCUGCAAGCAAGCUGUGUUGGUAGGUGAUCACCAGCAGUUGGGGCCUGUGAUCAUGAACAAGAAGGCAGCUCGUGCGGGUCUAUGUCAAUCCCUGUUUGAGAGAUUGGUCAUUCUUGGUAUCCGUCCUAUUCGUCUCCAAGUGCAAUACCGUAUGCAUCCCUGUUUAUCCGAGUUUCCUAGCAACAUGUUUUAUGAAGGCACGCUGCAAAACGGCAUCACCACGCAAGAACGUAUCCGCAAAAAUGUCGAUUUUCCCUGGCCCGUGCCUGAAACCCCCAUGAUGUUCUACGUCAAUCUGGGCAAUGAAGAGAUCUCCACUUCAGGUACAUCCUAUCUCAACAGAACCGAAGCCUCCAACUGUGAGAAGAUUGUUACUCGCUUCAUGAAGUCUGGUAUUUUGCCCUCUCAAAUCGGUGUAGUGACCCCUUACGAAGGCCAGCGUUCUUACAUUGUGCAGUACAUGCAAUUCAACGGCUCUCUGCGCAAGGACCUGUACAAGGAGAUUGAAGUCGCUAGUGUGGAUGCGUUCCAAGGCCGCGAAAAGGACUACAUUAUCCUCAGUUGUGUGCGUUCCAAUGAGCAUCAGGGCAUCGGUUUUUUGAGCGAUCCCAGACGUCUAAAUGUGGCCUUGACACGUGCGAAAUACGGUGUGGUGAUUCUGGGCAACCCCAAGAUUCUGAGCAGACAUCCCUUGUGGCAUCAUCUGCUGGUGCAUUACAAGGAAAAGGGCUGCCUUGUGGACGGUGCUCUCAACAACCUGCGUGUCUCUAUGAUCCAGUUCAAUCGACCCAGGAAAUCGUAUCGCAAGGAUGACAAAUUCCGUCAAGGCCUUGCUCAUCAAGUGGAUGCCCGUGAGGCUUUUGCUAGACCUCCUUUGGCGAACGAUAAUCGUCGUGGUAAUGGUACAAAAGGUGGCUACGGACAAGAUUUCAUGCAAACCCAUGAUCCCAUUGGCUAUAUUCCAUCCGAGGUGGGUUCUUUGCCCAACUCGCAAUUCAGCAUCCCCUUUAUUCCAUCCGCAAGUGGGCCUUUCACACAAGAUUUAUCUCAAUCUAGUGUCUUUCAUCGUAAAUCUCGCCCUACGGAUGACGACAGCUCGCAACAACAACAGCAGCAGCAACAACAGCGCUACGUGCCUGGGUCCUCUACAUUUGCCAAUCAUGCCAUGGGAUGGCAGAUGGGCAGCUCUCAAAACCUGUACAGUAGUCAAACGUCGAUUGGAUUGGCUUUAUCUCAAAGUGAUCGUUUGCGUAUGAUGAGUGAAAUGGCAAGUCAACAUGGCAGCAGCAGCGGUAGCGGCCAUCCCAUGAGUCAAGAUACACAGUUUUAUGAAGAUUACAAGUCGCAAGACGUGUCUUCCUUGAUGAGUCAAGAUUUUGAUAUUCGCAGCCAAGCAAGUCAAUCAUUUACUCAAUUUUAA